GAAAGAAAUAUAAGGAAAAUUAAUUUUUAAAAAUGUAUGCUGCUAUAGCGCUAAUGGACGCCGAGGAAUCCGAAGAAAGGGAAAGGCGGAUACAGAGGAGGAGAUUGCGAGACCACACCAAUGUAAUGGAACUACCUGAGACUGAAUUUGUUGCAAAUUUCCGAAUCAAUAAAGAAAUAUUCCAAUACAUAUUAAACGAAUUAAAAGAGCACAUGGCUCCAUCACAUAGAAGCACCCACCUAUCGCACCAGCUAAAACUCGCUACUUUUUUAAGAUUUCUCGCCACUGGCAGUUACCAAAAAUCUGUUGGUAACGAAAAUAUUUCGUCGAUGGGGCAGUCAACUGCAGCCAACGUGAUCAGAGAAUGCCUAAAUAUUUUUGAGGACCAUUUUUGCCAGAAAUGGGUGAAUUUUAGGAGAAACAUCGAUGAGGAAAAUGCAGUUAAAGAAUAUUUCUUUGAGAAAUACGGGAUACCUGGGGUUAUUGGUUGUGUUGAUGGAACACAUGUUCGUAUUAAGUCGCCCGGAAGUGACAACCACCAUUUAUACCUCAAACGAAAGGGUUUUUACAGUAUUAAUGUAAUGGCGAUAUGCGAUCACAACAUGGUAAUCACAUUUGUUGACGCUAGGCAUCCAGGGGCGAAUCAUGAUUCAUUUGUUUGGAAUGUGAGUCACGCAGAACAGGAGCUAAAAUCUGAUUAUAACAAUGGAAAAACCAACACAUGGCUACUCGGUGAUUCUGGUUACCCCUUGCAGCUUACAACACAAAGCACUCGAAAGCUCGUAAUGUAA
Molecule: messenger RNA, 791 nt
Organism: Rhagoletis zephyria (snowberry fruit fly)
Lineage: Eukaryota; Metazoa; Arthropoda; Insecta; Diptera; Tephritidae
Product: putative nuclease HARBI1
Source: RefSeq, a predicted model, not a curated record